AUGGUCGCCACCAAGAAGGAAUUUCAGCUCUCGCACAUUUUCAAGAACGUAUCAAAGUUGGAAGAUGGAUAAUAUUUGACAAGUCCCUAUGAAGAACAUUUCAAUGCUCCAUGGCAAUUAAUGAUUGGUCAUCGCGAAGCACGUUUGCGUGUUUAUCUGUGCUGUGGACAUCCGGCGGAAAAGGACAAAGUCUUGGGAAUCAGUGUGGAUUGUAACUUCAAGCUCACCACUUCGUCGGGAAAGUGCAUUCAAAGAUUUAAUUCGUGCCAUUUCGAGACUCCAAAAUCCCAUAUUCUAAAUCAGUUUAUUGCUUGGGACACAUUGAUGACGGAUUAUUUGGUUGAUGAUAGUAUCAUUAUUGAAAUUAAUGCCAAGAUUACAAAAAUGCCUGGAAUCUUGAAGAAACAGCUGAAAAGCUUUGAAAAAUCAAAUGAAGAAUUUUCCGAUGUGAUUCUCGCGGUUGGAGAUAAGAAGUUCUUCGUUCUCAAGAAGUUCCUCGCCUCUCAUUCUUCAUACUUCAAGACUCUUCUUCUCGGAAAUUUCGAAGAAGCUGAUAAGGGAGAAGUCACACUCCACGGCAUCGAUUCUACCGAUUUUCAGAAUCUUCUCGAGGUUCUGUAUGGAGAACCCGCAAUUGAUGAAGGCCUGUCUCUCGAAAAUCAGCACAAUUACCGAUAUCAAAGUAGCAAUGGCGUGUGA
This is a messenger RNA of Caenorhabditis elegans, 699 nucleotides long. The record is from the annotation of a RefSeq genome assembly. Lineage: Eukaryota; Metazoa; Nematoda; Chromadorea; Rhabditida; Rhabditidae.